AUGGAUGCCGUCCUUCGUCAGUCCAAGGCCAUGUGCCCUUUUAUGAAGACGGCCACGCCUGCCACUCUGCGUGCCCUGUCCACCUCGACUCGUGCCCUUCCGGCUCCCGCCUCUCCAUGCGGCGGCACCAUGUCCAAGCUUCAGUUGCUUGGCCAGCGAUGCCCUGUCAUGGGAAAGGCCAUGGCCGUUCAGACCGCCAAGAGUCGCGCUGCUGGUUCUGUUCGUGCUUUCUCUGGCCACUCUAAGACUGGCAAGGCCAAAAUUCACACCACCCGCAACAAAGAGGCUCGCGCCGUCGACCGCCCGCUCUUUGACGGCCGUGACAAUGCUCCCGCGCCUCCUGGUGUUCACGCAACCCGAAAGCCUACUUCUGCUUCUCCGACCGCUGCCGCCGCCGCCGCUGGCUUCCACUCUCCUGGUAAAUUCGAUUACGAAGGAUUCUACAAUGCCGAGCUCGAGAAGAAACACAAGGACAAAUCAUACCGCUAUUUCAACAACAUCAACCGUUUGGCUAAGGAGUUUCCCCGUGCGCAUAUGUCCGACAAGGAGGAUCGAGUAACUGUGUGGUGCGCCAACGAUUAUCUAGGCAUGGGCCGCAACCCUCAUGUCCUCCGAAAGAUGCAUGAAACAUUGGAGGAGUAUGGUGCUGGCGCUGGUGGAACUCGAAACAUCUCUGGCCACAACAGGCACGCAGUUGAGCUCGAGAGCACCUUGGCAAAGCUGCACGCUAAGGAGGGUGCUCUUGUCUUCAGUUCCUGCUAUGUCGCCAAUGAUGCGACUCUCGCGACGCUCGGCAGUAAGAUGCCCGAUUGUGUUAUUCUCUCCGACAGCCUGAACCACGCAUCCAUGAUUCAGGGCAUUCGCCAUUCCGGCACCAAAAAGAUCGUCUUCAAGCAUAACGAUGUGCAAGAUCUCGAGGCUAAGCUGGCAUCACUUCCUCUGUAUGUGCCCAAGAUCAUCGCCUUCGAGUCAGUCUAUAGCAUGUGCGGCUCUAUUGGUCCUAUCGAGGAGAUCUGUGAUCUUGCAGACAGGUACGGUGCCAUUACUUUCCUCGACGAGGUGCAUGCCGUUGGUAUGUACGGACCUCACGGUGCUGGUGUCGCUGAGCACCUUGACUGGGAGGCACACGCCAAUGGUGCCCCUCGCGGAACCAUCAUGGACCGAAUUGACAUUAUUACUGGCACUCUGGGCAAAGCUUAUGGUUGCGUUGGUGGCUACAUCGCAGGCAGCGCCAAAUUCAUUGAUAUGAUCCGGUCACUGGCCCCUGGGUUCAUUUUCACUACUUCUCUUCCCCCUGCCACAAUGGCCGGUGCUCAGGCUUCCAUCGAGUACCAGAUGGGCUUUGAUGGUGAUCGACGACUCCAGCAGCUACACACUCGCGCUGUCAAGGAAGCUAUGAAUGCUCGGGACAUUCCCGUGAUCCCCAACCCUUCUCACAUUGUACCUAUCCUUGUUGGCAACGCCGAAACUGCAAAGGAGGCCUCCGACAUGCUCCUCAAUGACUACGGAAUCUACGUCCAGGCUAUCAAUUACCCUACGGUUCCCGUUGGCCAGGAGCGGCUCCGCGUAACCCCAACUCCCGGACACAUCAAGGAGUACCGCGACCAGCUUGUUGAGGCUAUCGAUGAGAUCUGGACUCGUCUCGACAUCAAGCGAACCUCUGAUUGGGCUGCUGAGGGCGGCUUCAUUGGUGUUGGCGAGCAGGAUAAUGUGCAGGAGCCUCUAUGGACUGAUAAGCAGCUCAACAUUGAGCAGGCCACCAAGGAGAUUAAAGCUACCGGUCAAGCUGCCAACGGCGUUACCGAAGCUCUUCUCGAGCUUGAGAUCAAGCAGACUUCUCAGGCUGCUACUGUUGCUUGA
Fusarium mangiferae is the source of this 1860-nucleotide messenger RNA. RefSeq names its product putative 5-aminolevulinic acid synthase. Gene Ontology annotation, cellular component: mitochondrion. NCBI's taxonomy places the organism in Eukaryota, Fungi, Ascomycota, Sordariomycetes, Hypocreales, Nectriaceae. The transcript is spliced from 2 exons. Gene Ontology annotation, molecular function: pyridoxal phosphate binding; 5-aminolevulinate synthase activity. Bases 1 to 1860 code for a protein of 619 amino acids. Gene Ontology annotation, biological process: heme biosynthetic process. The record is from RefSeq and is a predicted model, not a curated record.